GCGAUAAAUCCGCUCGAAUUUAUUCGUUCACCCAGAGAUUCCCUCGCCUUCUUUAAUAUACAACCCAUGAAAACUGACCGAUUCACGAUGGUCUCUUCUAAAUUCAUCGCGCUCGCCAUUUUCUCCUGCAUGGCCCCCGCUCUGGCAGCAGAGAAUGUUACCCUUUACUCGGAGGAGCCUUGCACGGGUGAAACAGCCCUGAUCCAGCCAAACAACAAAUGCACUCUCGUACCAGAAGCAUUGGCCGGAAAAGUGGUCGGGGUGAAAGUACCUGAAGAUAUUGUGUGCAAUUUCUAUAAGGAUGAGAAAUGCAAAGAGCCAAUCUUGUAUUCAGUGGAGGACCCUGGUAUCUGCACAUUUAGCGAGUGGGAUACCGAUGAUCAGAAAGUUAGCAACCUUUCGGCUAGCGUUCUUUGCUUCGAUAGUACCGUUGAGGAGUCGUGAGAUGCCG
Molecule: messenger RNA, 451 nt
Organism: Aspergillus pseudonomiae
Lineage: Eukaryota; Fungi; Ascomycota; Eurotiomycetes; Eurotiales; Aspergillaceae
Exons: 4
Coding region: 67-444 (125 amino acids)
Source: RefSeq, a predicted model, not a curated record